Messenger RNA from Cottoperca gobio, 5405 nucleotides. RefSeq names its product zinc finger protein 618 (gene znf618). Gene Ontology annotation, molecular function: protein dimerization activity. Lineage: Eukaryota; Metazoa; Chordata; Actinopteri; Perciformes; Bovichtidae. The record is from RefSeq and is a predicted model, not a curated record.
UACUGGCCGGCGCUGCAAUUUCGGAAUCUGCCCUUGUAUAUGGCGGACGAAAUUUCCACAGGAGGAACCGCAACACUAACCCCCUGCGCGAGGCAGAAACGAAGAGCGUGCACGGACUGAAGUAGACCUCGAUAAAUUCAUGAUUCAUUACGCCAUUACUCUUUUCUAAAAAUGUAACGUAGCGUGUUGCGGAGGAAAAAAAACGCUGUGGUGAAAAUUUGUAACAUUUGGAAUUUCUCAUAACUAAUUCACAAUUUUUUUUGAGGAAGCAGUUGUGCACGCAGUCACCUCUGCUCGGGGAGGGAAGAUUUCUGGAGCGGGAGCCUGUUUCGCAUGAGCUGCAUCUUUUUUGGAGAAGCAGGGGCUCAGAGGAGGUGGAGUCAUGAGUGCACAAGAGGCACCCAAUCCUGGGAUGGAGCAGGCGGACGGUGGCAGUACAGUCACAGAUGCUCCCUCACCAACCUUAGCCCCAAAGCCCAAGAGUACAACUCCACCACCUGUCACAGUCACAGUAAAGAAAGAGCCUGGGACUUCAGAGACGAGUAACGGGAAAGUGGGUGACGUCAACCCUGCUGAGAUCUGUGUUGUCAUUGGAGGAAAUGAUGGAGGAGCAAGUGGAGGUGGAUCCCGUAGAGCUCAGACCGAGGGUAUGUUUGCCCUAGGUACUCCUCCUCCAACGAAGAGCACAGACUCAUGCAUAGGUUCCUAUGUAUGUGGGGUAUGUGGGAAGAAGUACAAGUAUUAUAACUGCUUUCAGACACACGUCAGGGCACACAGAGAAUCAGACACCAUGGUUGCAGAUGGUCUACCCCAGACACCCAACAUCUUGUCUCCUCACUGUAGCCGCCUUCCCAUAGGUGACAUCCUAAUACCAGAUAGCUUCCGUUACUCCUGUGACAUCUGUGGCAAGAAGUAUAAAUACUACAGCUGCUUCCAGGAGCACCGUGACCUGCAUGCAGUUGAUGAUCCUUAUGAACAGGUAGUGUUACCUGUGGAUGGCCUUAAGGAGGAGGAGCCAGUUGAACCCUAUCAGAAAAUCGGACCAAAAACGGGGAGCUAUGUUUGUGAGUUCUGUGGGAAGCAGUACAAGUAUUUCAACCCCUACCAGGAGCAUGUUGCUCUUCACACACCAAUGGGCGCCUUUGAUUUGAAGACAACACGGGUACAGGAAUGUGGUAGCAUGGAUAUGAGUAAAUUUGGCCACAGCCAAACUGGUAAGAUAAAAAACAUUCCAUUCAGGCGGAAACUGGAAAGUGCAAUUCAGUCUAGUCUGGUUGACACAAACAGUUCGCAGAAUUCAAGCGGAACUCCGAGCCCUCUGGUGGCCAGCACCUUCUCUACAACCCAGAAACCCUACACUUGUGGUGCCUGUGGGAUCCAGUUCCAGUUCUACAACAACUUGCUGGAGCACAUGCAGUCCCACGCAGCGGACAAUGAGAACCACACCAAAGGUGACUCUCCCAAAGCCUCCGGUCCUCAAGAGCAGCUGUGGAGAAGCUCUCAGGCUCCGGCCCAUUCCUUAGUUAAACUACAAAUCCAGCCUCAAAGUAUCCCCCAGAGAAACCACACCGUAAGCCAGAAUAAUGGACUACCUGAGAAGGAACGACAGCAGGUGGCUGAGCGCCUCCUACGGGUAAUGUGUUCAGAUCUGAGCAUGCUAAAUGUGCUCAACAGCAAAGACUUCCUGAAGUUGGCACAGACCCUGGUGGAUACGGGUGCUCGUCAUGGUGCCUACUCCACCCGUGAUGCUUUUGGCAACAUGAGUUCCUUGGCACUGCGCCAGCUGCCCCGCAUGUACAACCAAGUGAAAGUCAAAGUCACGUGUGCUCUCGGCUCCAAUGCUUCACUUGGCAUCGCCGUCACCUGCCACUCCCAGACAUCGGGCCCAGACGCUUGCUAUGUUCUAACGGCCUACCAGGUGGAGGGCUCGAGACUGAAGCGAUAUGUGCUGGGUGUGAGGGAGGCUGAGCUGAGGGAAGGGCCCGAGCAGGUUCACCACUGGGUGCAGAAUGUGCUGUCUGAGUUUGUGAUGUCCGACAUACGCACCGUGUAUGUCUCCGAGCCUAAAGCGUGGGCAGCAGGUUUAGCGGGAUCACCACUUGGUGCUGGCGGCCGGAGCAAGGUAUGCUUGCGAUGCGCCGGGUGUUCACUCGGUGCAGUUGUCCAGGCUGUUCUCGGGAAGCGCAGCCUCCAGGCUCGAGGUCUUCAUGAGUUGUCUGAUCUUCUCUCAGCGUGCCGAGAUAUUGCCUCCUCCACCACGCUGUCCCUUCGCGAGGAACAGUUCACCAAAACAUCCACAAGCACAACUGAGGAAGGUACACAGGGCAGCCCUGCACAAUGCCCCAACCCUCCUUGCUGGGAUCGUACGGCGGAAGCUCUUCUGCAGGUCCAUGCCCACUUUGAACAGAUUUGCGAGGCUUACGGACGCAGCAAGACCACGGCUCCACUCCUCCAAGGUCUCAACAAGCAUCUGCUUGGUACGCUGGCUUGUCUGCUGGCACCUCUGCGUCUGGCAGCUCUGGAGCUGAGCAGCCAGAGGAGACCAACCUUACAGCAGGUGCUGCCCGUCUACCUCCGCCUGGAGAAGUUUUUCACGUCCAAAGCUGGAGAGGCUGGAACCGGCACAGCUAGCAAACUCUGCCACUACUUUCUCGAAGCACUUAAGGAAAACUUCAAGGUUGAACGAGCCCACCAGGUAGCCAUGGUCCUGGACCCGCAGGUCAAGCUGUGUUCAGUUCCGGCCUACCAGCACGAAGACAUAAUCUGCCGCGCAUGCGAAAUGGCUGCUGAAAGCAGGGAUGGAGGUAUGACCGGUGGUGGUGGUGGUGGUGGUGGAGGUGGUGAAGAGCGGGACACUGAUGGCCCACCAACCCCUAAAAUAAGCCGCAUAGAGGGAGGGGGAAACAAUUGUGGCCCCUCUAGGGGCACCUCCUCUUCUUACACUGGCAACGAUGAGGGUCAGAGCCAAGUUAGACAAGAGAUUUUUCAAUACCUGGCCGAGCCACUUCUCCAAGGCACACCUGACCUCUUCCAGUACUGGAGCUCAGCGGUGAAUGAGAAGUUCCCCAGGCUUUCUCGCCUGGCAAUGUGGCUCCUUGCUGUGCCCGCUGUGGGCAUACGCAAUGAGUGUGUGACUGUGUGUGAACAGAGCCUGGCUAUGAAGAGGAGGCAACAGGUUACCACUGAGGAGAUGAACAAACUCAUUUUCCUUCGCUCCAACAUGGGCUAGGGGAGACAAUUAACCAAACCUUCACCUCCAAACAAUGACUGAAGACUAUUAUUUAUAUACUGUAGGUUUAGACCAACUGUCAACUUAAAUGUGUUAAAUACUUCUAAAGACAGAUAUUUACAGGAAACUCACAUUGUAUAGGUUGCAAACACCCAUAAAACAAUACGGCUUAUUAUAUAUUUUAUAGGGAGAAAGGACUGUUGUAAAGUACUGUGGACAAAAUGUAGGGGUGGAACGGUAACUCUCAAAAGAUAGUCUUGUUUGGUAUGCCACCCUCGGUUUGGGAUGCACAUGUAAGCAGGAUCAGUUAUGGCCAGUGAUUUUUAAAAUAAUCCAGCCUAAUGACUAAACUGCUAAAAGGCUAUUAUUGCCUUAUUAUUACUAUUGCUGUUAUUCUCACUGGGUGGCAACAUUUUCAGGUAAAGUCAGCUUUCACUGCUUGAAACUAUUGUCAUAGACCUCUGAAAACAUACAGCAGUAUGCAUGUACAGUAUUCAGAGAAGGAUCAUUUUCAUUGGCGUAUGACAAUAAAUUCAAGAUGUGAAUCCUCACUGCCAUUGCACCUCUGAUAAUUAAGUUUACUAGGUCUAUGAUUUACUAUCACGUAUCACUGAAAACAUCUUUAUUUUUUUCUCCAACAUAUUCAGCCGCGGGAGACGGGUCAGGUAUCUGUGAGCUUAAUCAUCGCAGCUAAUUCGACGGUCGCUUCAGCGGCCUACAAAUGCAGCGUUGGAUCAUUUGCAUGCACUGCACUGCAUGCAUUUCUCAUUCAAAAGGGUAAAAAGCUGAUACAACAUUAAUAAGGAUGUGAUGCUUUCCGUUUUUGUUUUAUGUUCCAAAUUGUAAAGAAAAGUCAACCAAUGGUUUGUUUUCUUUAAGUUAACUGAAGAGGUCUUAUGCUGCUAGAUGUGCAAGUCAAACGGCUGGAUUUGCACAGAGGGCCAAUAUCAUGAAGUUAUCUCGAAUGAAUUCAAGCUUUUGUUUGAGUUUUCUUUACAUGCACGCAAAGAGGACAGCAUCAUAUGAGAACCUGUUGGUGGUCAGCUUUUACUUAUUUCAUUCAGCCUCACCAUAGGGGGGGGGCUUACACUAACAGGGAAUUAAAUAGCAUUGAUUAAAUAAAUCUUGUAUUGCCAUUUAAUACUAGAUGUUACAACCCAGGUUAUAUGUCAGUACAUGCACAACGAUGACACCUAGAGGCCAAUGUGUCUGGCUUGAUGAUAGUUUCCAGUGCUGCUACUUCAGAUAGUCACAUCAAUCAUGAGUCAAGGAAAGAGACGUCAACACUUCUCUAUACCGGAGACGUUUUGUCUGUGCAUUGUCCUCCGAUAAACAGCAGAAAUGUUAUUAGCCAUCAGUUUGGUAAGCUUGUAGGCAAUUGAUAAUUGCAUACAUCCUUGUGUGCUUGCCCACUGUGUGUGCGGUUAUUUGUUUUGUUUUUUCAAAGCUUAAUUAGAAAAGAUAAGAAAGUUAAAAUUUUAUUUAUUCAUUUCUCAUUCUAAUACACACGUCGUCUUCCUUGUGUGAGCUACACAUGUCCAUUUUUGAAGCAAUAAGCUUCAUCAUCGGGCAUAGUUUCCAACUUUAUCUGCUAAACGCGACUGUUUUCAUGACGCUCCUACAGUUUAAUUAUUAAUGGUAAAUUUAUUUUUCUGUUUGUAAAAUCAACAGGAUUUUCUCAGGAAUGCACCCGAGCAGGCACCGCCACUUUUUCCUCACUGUACCGAAAACACAACAAACUGUGACCUCAAUGCCGAGGUCUGUACUGAGCCGUGACUUUUGUGAAACGUUCCACCCCAAAUACAGUUAGUGCCAUUUGCAACAAAUGAAAAAUGGAUCACUGAGGGUUUAUUUUCUUUUCCAGGAUGAAGCAAAUUCUGCCAGUACAUUCACUUAAGUCAACACAUGCAUACUAAUGAAGUCAAGUGGUUUAUUUUUUUAUGAAUUCUAGUGUACAUUUUUGCGAGCUAAUACCUCCUAAAAAAUGACUUGGAUGAAUGGAAGUUAUACUGUACAUUUGUUUGUUGCCUUUGGUACUAACAAGUCAAGUACUAUUUUGUCAUCUCUGUUUUUGGGCCUUAAGUCUCUUUUCAUGCGACCACCCUAAACCCUACAGUCAGAGCCAACGUCAUGCCUUUUUAUUGCUGUUAAAUCGCCUUCUUUUAACCAUGUUUUU